Messenger RNA from Microtus oregoni (creeping vole), 1016 nucleotides. RefSeq names its product phosphatidylinositol N-acetylglucosaminyltransferase subunit Y. The coding region runs from base 665 to 880 and encodes 71 amino acids. The transcript has 2 exons. The record is from RefSeq and is a predicted model, not a curated record. Lineage: Eukaryota; Metazoa; Chordata; Mammalia; Rodentia; Cricetidae.
UCAGGGUCAGGAGGUCCCGAGAGACCCGGCGGACGAGCUGUUGGAAGCAGCAGGGGCAGGGCUUUGGCCGCCUCGCGCCAGAUAGGCGUCUGCGCCACGGACGCCUCCGGUUCCGUUCGGUUGACUGGUUCACUUUCGGCUCGGCUCUGUCCGGCUCCCUUCGGCUCUGUCCGCCUGGCCAUCGCUUCCCUCCGCGGGCCAGAGGUGGCAGCGGGACCCCGGUACCCCUUCGCGUCCCCGUGGGUCCAGAGCUGGUGCUGUUUUUCGGUCAGUGCAGUGAUGGCAGGCGGCUCGUGACGAAUCUCCCAGUUCCGGUGCUGGUCCCCAGCCGGUCCUCGGCAUAUGGGAAGCAUCCACUCAGGUGCUGAGGUCUGCCUUCGUCUAACGUGAAUCAGGAAUCCUUUGCUCUGCGGGGGACGUGUGUGUUGUCUGCGGUCCCUGGUAACUGCUGCAGUUGUCGGUGCAUCGGUGGAUCGGGUCAGAACAAGGUUGAGGAGCCCGCACCACCGGCCCCAGGCCGCUGGGUUCCUUGUGUGUCUUUAGGAAGCAUGGCCUCAUGCCUGGAUGAAUGAGGAGUCGGGACGAAGGGAAGAAAAGACCGGAGCAGAACCUUGAAAGCAACCGAGUUUUCGUGAUACUGUUUACCUUUUAAGAAGGGAGGAGGAUGAUCCCGUCCCUGCCCACCCUGACUGUCCUCAUCCCGCUGGUGUCCCUGGCAGGCCUGUUCUACUCCGCCUCUGUGGAGGAAGGCUUCCCCCAGGACUGCACCAGCGCCAGCAGCCUGUGUUUCUACAGCCUGCUCUUGCCAGUCACUGUGCCCGUGUACGUGUUCUUCCACCUUUGGACCUGGAUGGGGCUGAAGCUCUUCAGACAUAAUUAGCGCAGCCCCGCCCCCCUCGCUGGGGAAUCUGCGCUGGAGAUUCUUGGUACUUGGGCUCUGCCCUCGAGGUUUGCAGAUUCUGACAUCAGUGCUGUAGCCGAAUAACACUUUCAAUAAAAUGUCUUGAGGGAGAGGA